CUCUCUCCCUUUCUCUCUCUCCCCAUUUUCUCUCUCUACAAAUUUGGAAAGUCCUCUUGGAUUCUUCAACCAGAGAGCGCAGUGGAGCUGCAUUUAGCUCAGUAAUGCCAGGGAUUUAAAGGGACCAGAAUUGCCGGAGCUGCGAGUAAUCUCGAGGAGCUUCGGAGGCGGCGGUUCAAUUUGUUAAUGCUUUUGGAGGAAAGGCAUUCGCCGGAGCGAGCACAUGGCGGGCGAGUCAGGCGCCGGAAGCGGCUUCCAUCACCACCACCACCAGCAACAAGGCGUAUUGUUCAAAUCCGGCGGUGCGAUGAGCAGCAGCGGCAGCAACAGCGGUUCGCCGGGGUGUCAAUUGAUGAUUCCGAUGGGGAAUAAUAACAAUAAUUAUUACCGGAACCCUGGGGGAAGCCUGAAUUUGAGCGGCGGCGACGGCGGUGCUGGGCGAGUGAUUUUCUCAUCGGGAGGAGGCUCGCAGAAUUCUCUGGAUUCCACCUCGACUCUGCCGAUUGAUUCCGGUGCCGGACUGAAGCACGACACCGGCCUCGCCGUGGAGUGGUCCAUUGACGAGCAGUACAAGCUUGAGGAAGGCCUUGCUAAAUUCUCCAAAGAGCCCACUAUUAUGCAGUAUAUUAAGAUUGCUGCGCUGCUCCGUGACAAAACUGUGCGGGAUGUUGCUCUCCGAUGCAGUUGGAUGAUGAGAAAAAGGAGAAAACAGGACGAUCAAACCUCGGCGAAGAAAAUAAAGAGUCGUAAGGAAAAGUUUGUAGAGUCAUCUCUGAAAAACAACAUUUCUUCGGCUUCAUCAGUAAAUGCAGCUACAUAUGCUUUACCAAGAAACCAAUAUGAUCACAGUGGCUGCACACUUUCAGGAGCAUUGAGCGGCGCAACAAGAAAUCUUUUGGAAGAAAACAAUCAGGCUUUUGGUCAGAUUUCAGCAAAUCUUACAACCCUCAAGUUGCAACAAAACAUCGAGCUCUUCCUCCGAACAAGGAACAACCUAACUACAAUUUUGAACGACAUGAGCAACAUGCCGGGAAUUAUGAGUCGAAUGCCACCUCUUCCUGUGUUCCUCAACGACGAACUUGCAAGUAGCAUUUUCCCAUGCUCAUCUCAGCCGAUGAUAUUUAGCUCGUCUAGUGCAGUUCCAUUGAAGCCGGAAUCAGGAUGCUGAUCAAGUAGUUGCUUAACUUCGGUGACACCACGACGACAACUCGACUGGUCUUCUUUCUUCUCAUGCCUCUGUAAGUAUUGAAAAUUCUUCCUCUAAGCUGGUGAACUUUCUAGCCGUUUUCCUCGAUUUCUAUCGCGCGCCAUGUCCGUCAUUUUUGGCCAGCGAAACAGCGGCUCGGCUCAGCUCGGUUCGACUCGAUUUGAUUCGAAUCGAAUUGAAUCGAAUCGCUUGGCUUGCUGGAGCAGUUGAUUUCUUCAGUCCAACUGCUUAACAAUCAAAUAAUGUUGGGCAUAAAUAAUGGAUGAUCGAUUUUCAGACUCUGCAAUGCAGAUUUUGUAUGUAAAAUGUUCAUUACAUACACUAAUCUGAUUCACUGGAUGAUUCAUUUACUUCUGCUGUCUUUUAAUAAUUUGUAAUAUUAAUUCA
Molecule: messenger RNA, 1594 nt
Organism: Andrographis paniculata
Lineage: Eukaryota; Viridiplantae; Streptophyta; Magnoliopsida; Lamiales; Acanthaceae
Exons: 8
Coding region: 224-1168 (314 amino acids)
Source: RefSeq, a predicted model, not a curated record